Pieris napi is the source of this 2058-nucleotide messenger RNA. RefSeq names its product prostaglandin E2 receptor EP2 subtype. The record is from RefSeq and is a predicted model, not a curated record. Gene Ontology annotation, biological process: positive regulation of cytosolic calcium ion concentration; inflammatory response; adenylate cyclase-activating G protein-coupled receptor signaling pathway. The transcript has 7 exons. Lineage: Eukaryota; Metazoa; Arthropoda; Insecta; Lepidoptera; Pieridae. Bases 213 to 1412 code for a protein of 399 amino acids. Gene Ontology annotation, molecular function: G protein-coupled receptor activity. Gene Ontology annotation, cellular component: plasma membrane.
UUGAAGUAGUCAACACAAUGUGGUCGGAAUUCGGUGACGACGCGCGUGUUUGCGGCAUCUUUGCACCACCGUAGCCGAUAACUUGAAAUUAAAAAUACAAGUUAUUAAGUGUUUCUAGUGAGGAUUAUUAAAUUAUUUUUUUAAAGUUUGCAGAUUGGGAAACGAUUAUGCUCUUCGAUCUAUAAAUAACUAUUAAUAAUCGCUCGAAUACCAUGUUGUCGACAUGGGCGCCCGAAAUGGACCCCAACAUCACCUUGGCGGAAUUCUUCAACGACACCCUGGACCCGUUGCCAGGCAACGCCACGUCACCAAAAGUCAUGAGUCAAAUGCAGACGUUACUCAUAAUCGUGAAGGUGGCAUAUGCAAUUGGUAUUGUGGGAAACGCGGCGGCGAUAAUCACGCUCAGGUUAGGCGAGAGACGAGUCAGGAAUAGAAAACACCUGUUGCUUCUUACAUCGUUGGCAGCUAAUGACUUGGUUGCACUGGUGGGCAUGGUCAGCGCUCUGCUGGUAGCGGAGCAUUUUCCUGAUGUGGCUCGAACUCAGGGAUACUGUGCAGCGCGUGUGGUGCUCCGCAUAUUCGGUAUCGGGAGCGUCUGCAUCGUCGUCACCAUGGCUCUUGAGCGAUAUCUUGCCCUCACCAGGCCUUUUGUCUACCAGAAGCAAGUAACGUACUUCAUGAUACGUAUGGCGCUUCUGGUAUCUUGGAUUUGGGCAGCGCUAUUGGCUUGCGCGCCCGUGAUUGGGAUUGGGAUAUAUUACGACGCUGACAGCCAGCGCUGCAUCAGAUACAGAAACGCGACUGAGGGCUUGGACUUUGCAUACGCUAUCUUCUACGUCACGUUUGGCAUAGCGCUGUGUAUGAUCCUGGUAUAUUGUAACCUGGCGGUUAUGCGAGCGCUGUACGCAAUUUCUACUCCACGGGAAGGUGGGCCAGUAGUUAGGCGGGUCUCCAAACGCAGCUGCCGUUCACGUUGUGAUGCCGCCCUACAUCAACAUAACGCAGCAACGGCUGAAGAAGUUACCUUUAGCAGAUUAAUGGCCACGCUCUCUGUUAUUUUCAUGAUCUGUUGGCUGCCACAAAUGGUAACAUCAGCGUUGUACCUGACUAUGGGUAAAACAUCUUGGCCACGCCUUGACAGCCUCGGACCGCCGUCAGACAUGUUAAUGUUGCUUAACUAUGUGCUGAAUCCCAUUAUUUACGUUCUGAUGAGGCAACGACGUCGCUGCUCAUUCACAAACCUCGGACGAAGCCUAGCACGCUGUUUUAAACGGAACCACAAGACAUCUACAGAAUCGAUGAAGACGUCUUGCUGCCCGCAGGAGACAAUUGUAAUGAGUGACAGCUCCGGGGCGGAGAUGCGACCACUUCGCGCCCCACCCUGUGCCAUCAUCUUUAACGUGGAUGACUGACGACGAUCAUUGAAUAAGGGAACGCGUUCGCUAACCUUUGCUACUACGUACGACAGGACCGAACCCAAAAGCUACAGCUUGAAGAGUCGGCACUAACGUAAUAUUUGUAUAUAAUAUAAAUUCGUCUAUGAAUAUCACGGACAAUAGACACUCUAUGGCAACAUUAAAAGAUUUCGGAGAAAGUGCUUUAAGAAAAAAAUUAUAAAGAAAAGAAAUCCGAUUACAAAUAAAACGCAAGAAAAUAUUUUACUAGUCUGUGUGGAAGUAGAACCGGCGUAGCGGUUAUGCGAAUUAGCGUUUGGACAGUAUACAUACUUUUUGUUAUUAAGUAUCUAUAUGAUUACUCUCCAACUAAAAAGUAUAUGACGAACCAUUUUUAUCAACAACGAAAAAUGCAAUUUAGUAUAGAUACGACUUUAAAUACCACGACGGUCCUUUUCCUCACAGACUCUACUAAGAUCUCAGAUAAAAACAAAUUUAAUAUUAUUUCGCGUUUUAGACUGUAGCUAGAAUUAAAAGGAUGAUAAAUGUGUUUAUUUCUAGUCUCUAAGGUCAUUGUGGAUGAACAAAAAACUAUGAAAAGAAAAUAUAUAAAUUUGUUCAAUAUUCGUUUUGUAUGUAAAUUUAUUUCCCAGAAUGUAUGCAA